CCACGGAGAGCCUGUAAAUUCCUCUAACCAGAAGGGCUCUCCCCGCCCCCUCUCCCCGCGCUGCCUGCUCUGCCCUCCGCCUCCUCCUCUCCGCCCACUCUCCUGGCGGCGGCGGCUUUGUCUCGUGGGCUGGUCCCCGGCGGCUCCCUCCCCCGAACAGCUGCCGCCGAGGGAGGAAGCGGCGCGGGAGCUGUCCAGCACCCCGGUGCUGAAACCCCGACCGCGAGCCAUCCACCAACACCAUGUAAGGGCCAUGAAAAGGGCUCGUCCUGGCGCAGCGCGGACAUGGAGGAGGACUUAUUCCAGCUCAGGCAGCUGCCGGUGGUGAAAUUCCGUCGCACGGGCGAGAGUGCCAGGUCAGAGGAUGACACGGCUUCGGGAGAGCAUGAGGUCCAGAUUGAAGGGGUCCGCACGGGCCUAGAGGCUGUCGAGCUGGACGAUGGGGCAGCUGUGCCCAAGGAGUUUGCCAAUCCCACUGACGAUACUUUCAUGGUGGAAGACGCAGUAGAAGCCAUUGGGUUUGGAAAAUUUCAAUGGAAGCUGUCGGUGCUCACGGGCUUGGCCUGGAUGGCCGACGCCAUGGAAAUGAUGAUCCUGAGUAUCCUGGCUCCCCAGCUGCACUGCGAGUGGAGACUCCCCAGCUGGCAGGUUGCGUUGCUGACCUCGGUAGUCUUUGUGGGCAUGAUGUCCAGUUCCACCCUCUGGGGAAACAUCUCAGACCAGUACGGCCGGAAAACAGGGCUGAAGAUCAGCGUGCUCUGGACCCUGUACUACGGCGUCCUCAGUGCUUUCGCCCCCGUGUACAGCUGGAUCCUGGUGCUCCGGGGCCUGGUGGGCUUCGGGAUCGGAGGGGUCCCCCAGUCGGUGACGCUGUAUGCGGAGUUCCUUCCCAUGAAGGCCAGAGCUAAGUGUAUUUUGCUGAUUGAGGUCUUCUGGGCCAUCGGGACAGUGUUCGAGGUGAUCCUGGCCGUGUUUGUGAUGCCCAGCCUGGGCUGGCGCUGGCUGCUCAUCCUCUCGGCCGUCCCGUUGCUUCUCUUUGCGGUUCUGUGUUUUUGGCUGCCAGAGAGCGCAAGGUAUGAUGUGCUGUCCGGGAAUCAGGAGAAGGCCAUCGCCACCUUAAAGAGGAUAGCGACAGAAAACGGAGCCCCCAUGCCGCUGGGGAAACUCAUCAUCUCCAGACAGGAAGACCGAGGCAGAAUGAGGGACCUUUUCACGCCCCAUUUUAGGUGGACGACCUUGUUGCUGUGGUUUAUAUGGUUUUCCAAUGCGUUUUCUUACUAUGGAUUAGUUCUGCUCACCACUGAGCUCUUUCAGGCAGGAGAUGUCUGCAGCAUCUCCAGCCAGAAGAAGGCGGUAGAAGCAAAAUGCAGCCUGGCCUGUGAGUACCUGAGUGAGGAGGAUUACAUGGAUCUGCUGUGGACCACGCUCUCUGAGUUUCCAGGUGUCCUUGUGACUCUGUGGAUUAUUGACCGCCUGGGCCGCAAGAAGACCAUGGCCCUGUGCUUCGUCAUCUUCUCCCUGUGCAGCCUCCUGCUGUUUAUCUGUGUCGGAAGAAAUAUGCUCACUCUGUUACUCUUCAUUGCAAGAGCGUUUAUUUCUGGAGGCUUCCAGGCAGCCUAUGUUUACACACCUGAGGUCUACCCCACGGCAACUCGAGCGCUCGGCCUGGGCACCUGCAGUGGCAUGGCGAGAGUGGGUGCUCUCAUUACUCCGUUCAUUGCUCAGGUCAUGCUGGAAUCUUCCGUGUACCUGACGCUGGCAGUUUACAGUGGCUGCUGCCUCCUGGCCGCCCUGGCCUCCUGCUUUUUGCCCAUCGAGACCAAAGGCCGCGGACUGCAGGAGUCCAGCCACCGGGAGUGGGGCCAGGAGAUGGUCGGUCGAGGGGCGCACGGCACAGGCAUCACCAGGUCGAACUCUGGCUCUCAGGAGUAGUGACCGAUGCAGGGCUGAGCUGGUCUUUGGGGCUGUAGAAGGCAGGGAGCUGGUGGAACCCAGUUGGGGCACCGACCGUCACUGCCGACAUCCAGAACUUACCCGGGGGGACAACCUGGACCAACAGGGUUUUGUGUCUUGACGCUGUUUGCUCAUAUUCAUCGAGAUCCACCUGGGAAUGGGGAGGCAUUUGCUCUGGGGGGUUCUCUGUGUGUGGGGGGGAGGUUUGUCAAUAACCUGUGGACCUGCAUGGGAAAACUGCCACAUGAGGAGUGGCCGGUGUCCCCGAAGGCCAACCGGGCGCCACCCGGAGUCAGCCAGUCGCACCCUUGGUGAACAAUAGCCAACAAAUCUCUGUAGAUACAGUCCAGGCCCAGAGCCCCGUUAAGACCUGCCACCCAGGGAGUCAACACCUGCCAUCCACCAACAGUACCUGUUCAGUAGGUUCUCCUACACCCCCAGCCCCAGGCUUUCUUCUCUGAAAUCGUGGGUGACCCAGAUGUGGCUUGAACAGCCUUUUCCUGGGUCUGAGAGAUGCUCUCUCAGAAGGGGCUCCUCGGUUUGCCUCCCCAUGGCCUGCCUAGUGGACACUCUGGCAGAUGGAUGUGCAUUUGAACUUGAGCCACGUGUCCCCUCCUGGCCCCUCUGGGGCUGCUCGGGGCACAUGACCAAGGGGACAGCUGGGCUUAACCCAGAUGACACCCCCAGAAAGCUGUCGUCCUCUCCCGCCCCCAGGAAUUGGGGACUGAGGCCAGAGGAGGUGAGGAUAAAGCCCAAGGCCAAAGCAGGGGCCUCCCCUUCGGAAGCAACGAAGGCCAUGCUGGGGGCUUCUUUUCUGACCCCUUCGUCGAUCAGGCUGGUUGGUGACUCUUGGAGAAAGAAAACAGUUAACUCAGGUUUCCGUACUUUGGAGCUGGAGGGUGGGUACAUGGCUAAAUGGGCAGAAAAUGAAGGGAUGCUACAUCACCCACUCACUCCCACUGGGAUCAGGGAACCAGGAAUCCUUCCUCCCUGGUUUCUUCCUUUCUGCUCUCAAGGGCUGGCUUGGUCUUUACAUACAGGUAGCUCCUGGGGUCCCAGCCCUAGUUCUCUGCCACCAGUGGGGAGGAGCGGGAGGGCCCAGACGUGUGACAUGUGUACAUUUUCAAAGGAAGAGAAGAGCGCUCGGUUGGGUUUGGGGUUGGCCUCUGGAGGAAGGGCUGACCCCGUGUCUCAGCAGACAGCAUCCGCCUCCAGGAUUUGGUUUACAUGAGCCCCUUCCCCAUCAUGAGGGCAGGGAAGCCAGAGGAGGAGGGAGGAAGCUGCUGGAUCCCAUCAAAGGCCAGAGAAGACUGACCUUCUGCGUGGCGAUGCCUGCUUGAAGCAAAACAUUUUGAGGAAACCAAAUGUGUAUGUUCAUCUCUUAUUAAAACAUGUUGGUGAUGGA
Molecule: messenger RNA, 3358 nt
Organism: Neofelis nebulosa (Clouded leopard)
Lineage: Eukaryota; Metazoa; Chordata; Mammalia; Carnivora; Felidae
Gene: SVOP
Product: SV2 related protein
Exons: 16
Coding region: 286-1932 (548 amino acids)
Biological process (GO): transmembrane transport
Cellular component (GO): membrane
Molecular function (GO): transmembrane transporter activity
Source: RefSeq, a predicted model, not a curated record